Molecule: messenger RNA, 843 nt
Organism: Trichomycterus rosablanca
Lineage: Eukaryota; Metazoa; Chordata; Actinopteri; Siluriformes; Trichomycteridae
Gene: gpr160
Product: G protein-coupled receptor 160
Exons: 1
Coding region: 1-843 (280 amino acids)
Cellular component (GO): signaling receptor complex; plasma membrane
Source: RefSeq, a predicted model, not a curated record
AUGGAAGUGUCUAUGACGAACCUGCUGGCGGCGCUGUGGUUGAAGUCGUUGCUGAACUGGGUGGUGUUGGCGGUGCAGAAGGGUCAUGUGACCUGGAGUUUGGUGGGUGUGUUCUGUGUGGGCGUGUUGCUGGCGGACACAUUUCUGCACUUGACCCUCACUUUGUUGUUCCUGGUGCAGGACGUUUAUUUGGCGGAGCUUCACCUCACUCGGUACCACGUGUGCCUCCUGACACAGGCGGCGUGCUCUGUUUACGACAUCCUGCAGUGGCCAGUCUUCAUCCUGGCUGGACUGGACUCCUACUGGAGUGGGCGCUGGAGCCGUCGGGUGCAGAAACGGGUGUACGUUGUUACGGUUCUUUUAAUGUUGAUGCUGGCGGUGAUUUACGUGUUUCAGGCACCUGAUCCAGAUCCAGAGGAUGGUGAUUAUGUGACUGAGCAGAAAUGCCAUGUUACUGGUGGCUCUCAGAGCCUGCAGGUUUUCUGGCUGGUGAUGCUGAUUGUGGUGGGCAUGAUCUGCUUCAGACUCUUGCCCACAGUGGAAAUGAAGCGGGCGGCGCUUCUGAAGGAGAGCGUUUCUACAUUCCUGUCCACCUGGAGAACAUUCCUGCUCUUGCUUCUGUUUAUCCUAGUGUCCAGAACCCCAGUUCCUCCGUACCUGGUCAUGAACGCGGUGUGGCUGGGGUUUGUUCACAGUCUGCACACUGCAGUCACUCUCACCAACUGCAACUGCAUCUUUCAUAAAAGGACUGAGCUUCAACACCUCGCAGUUCCUCACGAUAGUUCCAGUUCUGUAAAGGGUUCCUGUUUAAUAACAGACCUAAUACAGACUGGAAGUGUAUGA